AAGUAUAAAGCAAGUAGCGCGAGCCCCGUAGCUGUAGGGGGGAGGAAAGUGAGAGAGAGAGAGAGAGAGAGAAAGAGAGGGGGGAGCGCACACUCACGCGUGCACACAUAUUUAGUAGGCGAACGGAAUACUGGCCGCGCGCACACGUACACGCAACAAAGCGGACGUCUUUACAACUUAGUUAAGGAGAAAACCUCCAGACGAUGGAGCGGGAGUUAUGGAUUUAACGCGCAGAGGACGGGAAAUGGGCGCUCGGCUGCUGCUCGCGCUGCGGCUCGCGCUGCUGUGGGGCUCCCUGCUGUCGGCGGUUGACGGCUCACCUCUGCUCCUGUUCGCCAACCGGCGCGAUGUACGCCUGGUGGAUGCCGAGGGCGUGCGGGGCGAGUCGGCCAUCGUUGUCAGCGACCUGGAGGAUGCGGCGGCGGUGGACUUCCUGUAUUCUGAGGGUCUGAUAUUUUGGACUGAUGUCAGCGAAGAGGCCAUCAAACAGACCCACUGGAAUCAGUCAUCCAACUCCCUUAGAGAGGCGCUGGGAACCGGACAGACCGUGGUCGUGUCGGGGCUGGACAGUCCCGACGGGCUUGCCUGCGACUGGCUCGGCAGAAAGCUCUACUGGACGGACUCGGAGACCAAUCGGAUCGAAGUGGCCAACCUGGAUGGCACCUCCAGGAAGGUCCUGUUCUGGAUGGACCUGGACCAGCCGAGGGCGAUCGCCCUAAACCCCGCUCAAAGCUACAUGUACUGGACCGACUGGGGAGAGGAGCCCAGGAUAGAGCGUGCUGGGAUGGACGGCAGCAACAGGAAAGUCAUAGUGGUGGUGGACAUCUACUGGCCCAACGGUCUGACCAUAGACCUGCUGGAGCAGAAGUUGUACUGGGCAGACGCCAAACUCAGCUUCAUCCACAGGGCCAACCUGGACGGAUCAGCACGCGAGACCGUGGUGGAGGGCACCUUGACCCAUCCCUUUGCACUAACGCUGUCCCAGGAGACCUUGUACUGGACCGACUGGCAGACCCGCUCCAUCCACGCCUGUAACAAACACAGCGGAGACAAAACCCGAGAGAUCCUCAGUGGGAUUUACUCCCCCAUGGACAUCCAGGUCCUGGAGUCCUACCGGCAGCCUUACAUCCAGACUCCCUGCAGUGACAACAACGGAGGCUGCAGUCAUCUGUGCCUACUGUCUCCAGUCCAGCCCUUCUACAGCUGCGCCUGUCCCACUGGAGUCCAGCUGAAACCAGACGGAAAGACAUGCAAACCAGGAGCGGAGCAGGUUUUGCUGCUGGCUCGGCGGACUGACCUGAGGAGAAUCUCAUUGGACCUGCCAGACUUCACCGACAUAGUCCUCCAGGUUGAGGACAUUCGCCAUGCCAUAGCCAUAGACUACGACCCGGUCGAGGGUUACGUCUAUUGGACGGACGAUGAGGUUCGGGCCAUCCGGCGAUCCCACAUUGAUGGCAGCAAUGCCAUGGUGCUGGUUACCACGGAGAUCAACCACCCGGAUGGUAUAGCGGUGGACUGGGUGGCCAGAAACCUGUACUGGACCGAUACCGGCACUGACCGGAUUGAGGUCACCAGGCUGAAUGGAACCUCUCGGAAAAUUUUGAUAUCUGAUAACCUGGAUGAACCCAGAGCCAUCGUCCUGGACCCCAUUAAUGGGUACAUGUACUGGACCGACUGGGGCGAGCAUCCCAAGAUCGAGCGGGCCCACCUGGAUGGAACGGAGCGGCUGGUUCUGAUCAACAGCUCCUUGGGCUGGCCCAACGGACUGGCCAUCGACUACGCGGCAGGAAAGCUCUACUGGGGGGACGCCAAGACCGACAAAAUAGAGGUGAUCAACGUGGACGGCAGCAACAGGCAGACUCUGCUGGAGGACAAGCUGCCCCACAUCUUCGGCUUCACGCUGCUGGGGGACUACAUCUACUGGACGGACUGGCAGAGGCGAAGCAUCGAGAGGGUCCACAAAGCCACGGCCGUGCGAGAGAUCAUCAUUGACCAGCUGCCGGAUUUGAUGGGGCUGAAGGCCACCAAAGUGACAGAGACGCACGGUACGAACAGCUGCGCUGGAGACAACGGUGGAUGCAGCCACCUGUGCUUCUGGUGCCGGCAGGCGGUCAGCUGCGCCUGCCCCAUGGGGAUGGAGCUCCUCUCAGACCUGCAGACCUGUGUGGUGCCCGAGGCCUUCCUGCUCUUCACCAACAGGGACAACAUCAGGAGUAUCUCCCUGGGUACCAACAGCAACGACGUUCCCAUUCCUCUGACCGGAGUCAAAGAGGCCUCCGCUCUCGACUUUGAUGUCUCUGAAAGGAGGAUUUAUUGGACAGACAUACAGGCCAAGACAAUCAGCAGAGCGUACAUGAACGGCAGCUCUGUAGAACAUGUCAUAGAGUUCGGGCUGGACUACCCAGAAGGCAUGGCGGUGGACUGGAUGGGACGCAACAUCUACUGGGCCGACACAGGCACGAACCGCAUCGAGGUGGCCCGGCUGGAUGGCCAGUACCGGCAGGUUCUGGUCUGCAAGGACUUGGACAACCCGCGCUCGCUGGACAACCCCCGAUCGCUGGCGCUGGACCCGGCCAAUGGGUACAUGUACUGGACGGAGUGGGGGGGUCGACCUCGUAUAGCCAGAGCCUACAUGGACGGCAGCACCGUCACCACCCUGGUGGACAAAGUGGGCCGAGCCAACGGACUGACCAUCGACUACUUGGACCAUCGACUGUACUGGACGGACCUGGACACGUGCAUGAUCGAAAGCACCAACAUGCAAGGCCUUCAGAGGGAGAUCAUAGUGGACGACCUCCCUCACCCCUUCGGCCUGACUCAGUACCGGGACUUCAUCUACUGGACCGAUUUUAACCUGCGCAGCAUCGAGCGGGCAGACAAACGCAGCGGACUCAACCGCACGGUGGUGCUGCAGGGCCAGCUGGAGCUGAUGCUGGACAUCCUGGUGUUCCACUCCUCCCGCCAGGAGGGAACCAACGAGUGCUCCCACAACAACGGCAACUGCGCCCAUCUGUGCCUGGCUACGCCCGCCGGGGCCCAGUGCCGCUGCGCCUCCCACUACACUCUGAACCCGGAUGGACGUAACUGUAGCUCUCCCUCCAGCUUCCUGCUCUUCAGCCAGAAGGCGAGCAUCAGCCGGAUGGUGCUGGGAGAGCAGAGUCCCGACAUCAUCCUGCCCAUCCACGUUCUCAGGAAUGUCCGAGCGGUCAGCUACGACCCGCUGGACCGGCUGGUCUACUGGCUGGACGGAAGGCAGAACAUCCGCAGGGCCAGAGACAACGGAGCCAUGUCGUCCAUGAUGGUGAGCAGCAGCUCUCAGCCGGUGGACAACCAGCUCCACGACCUGAGCCUCGACCCCUACAGCCGCCACAUAUACUGGACCUGCGAGACCACCAACACCAUCAACGUGCAGAGGAUGGACGGAGUCAUCGUGGGCGUGGUCCUGAAGGACGACACCGACAAGCCGCGCGCCAUCGUGGUCAACGCUGAGAAAGGGUAUAUGUAUUUCACCACCGUGCAGGAGCGCUCAGCUAAGAUUGAGGGAGCCAGUCUGGACGGGACGGAGAGGGAGUCUCUGUUUACCACCGGUCUGAUCAGACCAGUCGCUCUGGCUCUGGACAACAAACUGGGGAAACUGUUCUGGGUCGACGCCGACCUGAAGCGCAUCGAGAGCAGUGACCUGACGGGAGCCAAUCGCAUCGUCCUCCAGGACUCCAACAUUCUGCAGCCGACGGGGCUGACGGUGCUGGGAGAUCACCUGUACUGGAUCGACCGGCAACAGCAGAUGAUCGAGAGGGUGGACAAGCUGAGUGGAGACGGACGCACGCGCAUACAGGGACGGAUCUCCUACCUGACCUCCAUCCACGCUGUGGAGGAGAUGGACCCACAGGAGUUUGCAUCCAACCCUUGUUCCCGUGACAACGGGGGCUGCUCCCACAUCUGCAUCGCUAAGGGGGACGGAACCCCUCGAUGCUCAUGUCCCAUGCACCUGGUGUUACUGCAGGACUUGCUGCACUGUGGAGAGCCUCCCACCUGCUCCACGGAGCAGUUCACCUGCUCCACGGGGGAGAUUGAUUGCAUCCCAAUGGCCUGGCGCUGCGACGGCAUCCCCGAGUGCGCCGACAGCAGCGACGAGGAGAACUGCCCCGUCUGCUCGGCCUUUCAGUUCCAGUGUGACAAAGGCGGCUGCAUCGAUGCCCAGCGGCGCUGCAACGGCGAACCGGACUGCGCCGACCACUCUGAUGAGCAGGACUGCGAAACCAUCUGCCCUCCAAACCAGUUUCGCUGUGGUGACAACCAGUGUAUCACCAAGAAACAGCAGUGUGACAACUACUCUGACUGUCCAGACGGAUCGGAUGAGCUCUCCUGUGAGUAUGUGUCUCCUCCUUCGGGCGGCAUCCCCAGCGCCGGGACCAACACGAUCGGCCCGGUCAUCGCCAUCAUAAUGCUGGUCUUUGUGAUGGGAGGAGCUUACUUUGUCUGCCAGCGCAUGGUGUGUCGGCGCUACAAAGGCCCCAGUGGAACGUUUCCCCACGAGUACAUCAGCGGCACGCCCCACGUGCCCCUCAACUUCAUCGCUCCCAGCAGCUCGCAGCACGCCACCUUCCAAGGUAUUUCCUGUGGGAAGUCCAUAAUGAGCUCCGUCAGCCUGAUGGGCAGCAGCAGCAGUGGAGCGCCUCUCUAUGACAGGAACCAUGUGACCGGAGCCUCGUCCAGCAGCUCUUCAUCUACCAAGGGAGCCUUCUACCCCCAGAUCCUGAACCCUCCUCCGUCCCCGGCCACUGACCGCUCACUCUACAACGCAGAGAUCUUCUACUCCUCCAACAGCCCGUCCACCACCAGAUCAUACAGACCAUACCACCCGGUGCGCGGUGCCGCCCCCCCCACCACCCCCUGCAGCACCGAUGUCUGCGACAGCGACUACACCCCCCACCACCCGGCGGCCGGGCCAGCGUCCUCGGUGGGGCGCUGGAAGGCCGCGGGCCACGGCGGCCACGGCAAACACAACAAGUACUACAUGGACCUGAACUCCGACUCGGACCCCUACCCUCCGCCCCCCACCCCCCGCUCCCAGUACCUGUCGGCCGAGGAGAGCUGCCCCCCGUCCCCGUCCACAGAGCGCUCCUACUUCCACCUGUGCCCGCCACCCCCCUCGCCCUGCACCGACUCCUCGUGACCCCUCCCAAAGGCGCCCACUUUGCGCUCGCCACAGAAGGGACGGCCUCCUCCGGCCCCCACCACUUCACCAGGGAAAGAACUUGCGUGCCAACGGCCGGCCCUGAGCGCCACUUGUUUCAGCUGCUAGGCUCACGAGCCUCGCUCAAGGUCCCCCGCGUCCCCGCAUCCGCCGUCUCAUCAUUCCAGUCCCCACGGAGCCCCCUGGGCGAGCAGCACGGGUCCUUUACACCCCCCCUUCACUCCCCCUUCUCCCCCGCCGCAGGGCUCAAAGGAGGAGACGAGGUGUGAAUACGGCCAGCAGCUCCCUCUCACAUGUUCAUUCCUUCAAAAGAGGGAACCCCCUUUUCCCCGCCCACUUCCCACACCUCCACCUGUCCACACCCGCAGUGACGCCGCACGCUGCUCCUGGCUGCCACUCAAAGUCAUCAGCAUCCAGCUCUCCAAGCGAGUGGGUUGGCGCCGUCCUCAUUGGGACUGUAUAUAGUGUUUAAAAAUGAAUCAAAGGAGGAAUUAUUUUGAGCGAGUCACGGGCUGGCGAAUAGAUGAUGACCACAUUAAGGUGUGGAGGCGUGAAGGAACGAGCGCCUGGAAUAUUAUUAUUUCUGGAAUACUGUCCCUCACAUUUCAAAUUGUGAAUGAUUUGUUUUAUUUGGGGGGGGGGUUGAAGCGAUGGAACUUUCCCCCCUGAAUCAACAAAGAGACUAAUCUGCCAGCAGACCUUCCUUUUAAUUUCCGACACAAGCACCGUGUUACACCAACAUACCAAAUGAACAUGGACGUGUUAAGCUAUUGUGCAAACGUGUAAUGAAGUCAAUGAUGAGUCGUGAGAAGUCAAAGCGGGUCGAAGCGAGUCUGAACCUCGGCCGUCGCCUCUUCUUCACCCUCAUCAUCCCUUUUACCAAAAGUAUGUUUGCUGCUAUCGUGUACAUACCCUCAUCAGUUAUUAUUAUGACCUAUAAUUAGACCGAAAGGCCCACGCUAACACUCUCAUAAUGACAGUAAAUCAUGAAGCUAUUUUACAGUUAAAACAAAUUAUUCUUAUUAGCGACUUUUGUUAUUCGUAUUUCUGUUUUUGUGUAGAUAAAUGAGUUGUGUGUUUGUGUCGGUCGCCAGAUUUGGGUUUGAAGGAGUCAUUUUUUUCUUCUUUUCCUCUAAUUGUCAAAGAGAGAGUUUGUGCUGAGACAUUUAGUGCACAGCUUUGACAUGAAUCAAACCGAAGGGCUUCGUGUGCUCCGGAUGCAUCUGUGUUGGUUCCGGUUUGGACACACCUGGACACAUCUGCCGGAUCACGUGAGUUGGAUCUGGAUUUCGUGAUCAGACGGGAGGAGCUUGGCCGGUGGAACUCGCGAGGCACAAUGCGCUCAUGUUUGGUUCCCAGGAACAAAAAGCGCUUUUUCAUUUAUUUAUUUUUUGAUGUAAUUUUUUUGGAAUUUCCCUCUCUUUAUGAAUGAGUGCUAACGUUAGCUUAGCACAAACCGUGAACUGCAUGCGACAGCUCUACACAGGUUCCAUAUCCGCUUGUUGCAGGAAUCCGGUCUUCGUCUAAACAGGAAACAAGAUUUUAGGCUGAGGGAACUUACCACUGAGUAAGAUUAGGGAAAAGAUGGUAGUUUGGGUUCAAAUAACAACGUGUCAAAUAACAGCGGCCUCCUGUCUGAUCCGGAUCUCACUCAGUACGACGUGCACACGGGGCCCGGGUACAGUGGACCUCUGUAGAACACUGCUAUGGAGUUUAAUUCCAUCCCAAACCUGAAGUGAAAGGUUUGCUAGGGGGUGCUUUAGGUCUUUUUUCAAAUAUUGUGAUUCCCUUGUCCCCCCCCCCCCAAUAUUCUCUAUGUAGAGACAAACAGUGUCUCCGUGGUUAAUCCAGCACUUAAUGUCAUUACUUUAUAAUAUUAUCUGCACAAGACCCGGUAUCAAAAAGUGAGAAGACCUUUUAUGCACUUACAGAAAAAGAAAAGAGAUCUCAUUGUUUCCCAGGAAAUUAAGGAAGCAGGAGAGCGUUUGAGCGGAGGAGUUACUCCCAUCUAAAGAAAUGGAACACAGCGAGCUUCCUGUCAGCCGGCCCUGCUGCCGCCUUCGUCUGAGCCCACAGGAAGCUCCAGUGCCAAAGCCUUUCUGCAGAGGGAUCCAUGUGUGUCAGGGGGACUCCUUUAUCUACUACGGGCUUUAGGCCUCACCUCAAACCACUGUCAACAACAACCCCUUAAAACCUGUAUUUGUUGUUUCAGUUAAAAAUGCUUUGUGUAAUGUACACCUGUGACAUUUUUUUUGUAUCAAAAGCAUUUUUAUAUAAUAAAGGUUUUAUUUUAAGGAAUUUUGUCGUGUGUCUGCGUUCACCUUGAGUUUAAGGAUCGAUGUUUCGAUGAUAUCACAGAGUUGUUAGCAGACAAGUUGUGCAUCAAUGUUUAUGGAUAUUUAGAUAUUUUAAUAUUCAGUUACUGCGCCUCAUUUAGAUAACAUAGUAGUGAGAUACGGACCUCUGCUGGUUUUAAACUGCUACUGCAACCCCACUGAAACACUUU
Pungitius pungitius (ninespine stickleback) is the source of this 7703-nucleotide messenger RNA. It is a transcript of the gene lrp5, whose product is annotated as low density lipoprotein receptor-related protein 5. The coding region runs from base 218 to 5176 and encodes 1652 amino acids. Gene Ontology annotation, molecular function: Wnt-protein binding; Wnt receptor activity. NCBI's taxonomy places the organism in Eukaryota, Metazoa, Chordata, Actinopteri, Perciformes, Gasterosteidae. The record is from RefSeq and is a predicted model, not a curated record. Gene Ontology annotation, biological process: canonical Wnt signaling pathway. The transcript is spliced from 29 exons.